CUGAAAAAGAGAUACAUGAAAAAAUUGCCGAAAAAGAAAAGAAAAAAAUGGGAAGCACGUAAAAGUUGAACACCGCGUUGGCUUUUUCUCCUCUAUAUAAAGCCUUUUGCCUCUAAUCUUUCUCCUUCCCUUUCUUCUUCUUCUGCCUUUGUUUGGCCUCUCACCGUCUCACGACUUGUCCUCUGCGUUUUCAUUAGCUAAGCCAUUUGUUUCUUAGAUCAGAUUCUCGAAGAGUGAGUAAAACCAGCGAUAAUCAUCCCUCAUCAUCUACUAAAAAUGGAGAUUGAGCUUUCAAAAUAUGAUUCCCUUUUAUUUGAUCUUGAUGAUACCCUUUAUCCAUUGAGCUCUGCGAUUGCUAAAGAAUGUGGACAAAACAUCAAAGAUUACAUGGUGGAGAAGCUUGGAAUCGACAAGAAUAAGAUCCUGGACUUAUCUAAUUCACUUUACAAGAAUUAUGGAACUACCAUGGCCGGUCUUCGAGCGAUAGGUUAUAACUUCGAUUAUGACGAGUAUCACAGUUUUGUACAUGGGAGACUACCUUAUGAGAACAUCAAACCAGAUCCCAUUUUGAGAAGUCUCUUACUUAGCCUACCUCUUCGGAAGAUCAUCUUCACAAACGCCGAUAAGUUGCACGCAGCUAGAGCCCUAGAGAGGCUAGGGUUAGAGGACUGUUUCGAAGGAAUACUUUGCUUUGAAUCAUUAAAUUCUACUACUAGUAAUCGUGAAAACGUUAGUGAUGAUAAGAAUGAAAUCUUCGACAUCAUCGGCUACUUAUCCGAUCAUGAACAGCCAGUUUCCGCUUUACCUAAGACACCAAUUGUGUGCAAACCAUCUGAAACCGCCAUAGCAAAGGCUCUUGAAAUCGCCAACAUCGACCCUCAAAGAACCUUGUUCUUCGAUGACAGUGUUCGAAACAUUCAGGCCGGUAAACGCGUUGGUUUGGAUACUGUUUUGGUGGGAACUUCACAGAGAGUGAAAUAUGCAGAUUAUGCGUUAGAAAACAUACAUAACCUUAAGGAGGCUUUGCCAGAGCUAUGGGUAUCAGAGGCUAAGCCUGAAAAAGUUAGCUACUCCGCCAAGCUUGCCGUUGAAACACCGGUUAUAGCCUAAUUAAUUAAACUCCGGUUAUUUGAAAGAUUCCACCAGUAAUUUUCUUUGUCAUAAAUAAGUAAUUAAAUAAUCUCUGUUGUAGUUUUUGUAAAUAGCCUUUUUACCUUCUCGCUCAUAUUAUGAGUUUAUUAAUUAAUAAAUAAUAAAAAUAUAAAAUCAGAUUAUCGGA
This is a messenger RNA of Camelina sativa (false flax), 1279 nucleotides long. RefSeq lists its product as uncharacterized. Lineage: Eukaryota; Viridiplantae; Streptophyta; Magnoliopsida; Brassicales; Brassicaceae. The record is from RefSeq and is a predicted model, not a curated record.